GCGGACCCUCCGGCUGCCAUACCAAAGGCUGUGGAAAGGCAGAGGGAGGAGGCCAGGCGUCGGCGGGAGAGUCGGGACGGUUGUGUCCCACACCUCUCGAUCUUCUCUCCUUCGCAGCGACUGUUUCGUCCGGUUGUCAGUCGUGAAGGUGCAAGCAUGAAUGUCCGCCAGCAACUCGCCUUCGAUGUCGUUGUGCAAAGCGAAUUCAUGGGCCUCGAGCUGCUCUUCUCGCUCGGGCUUGUGAAUCGGUUCUGUGCGAUCAACUACUACUACUCCAACGCUUUGUGGAGAUGCGCACUCGCCCGGCUCCUGGAAGUACCGCUGGCGACACUCUCGCUGUCGCCUCAAUAUCGCACCUUGGCUGCCGGGUGCUGCUCGUUCCUCAAUCGCACAGAUCCGCGGCCCAGACCCAUCGAGGCUGUCUUCUGGGCAUGGAUCAGCCAGAACCGGAGGCUGUACACGGCCAUGAUGCGACUGACUGAUCGCCGGCGGACUCGAUUGCAAGCCCGCACCGACUGCGAAGACAGGCUCCUGGAGUUGAUCGACACCGUCGGCCAUCACAGCGAGACUGCCUUGGCAUUGAGCUCGGCGUGGCCUGUCGAUCGGGUGCAGCAGCUGCCCGACACACUCGGGCUGCUGGGCCAUCUCGAGUCCCUCAGCAUCAGCCGGAUCGGCCUCGAGUCCGUUCCAGAGUCGAUCGGGAAUCUGGUGCUCCUCCAAGAUCUAUUCAUCGAGCGCACGGGGAUCUCACGAAUUCCGGAUUCGGUGGGGCAUCUUGUCAACCUACGCCGGCUUUUCCUCCAUGGCAACAAGCUGUCGACUCUGCCCCUGGGCAUCGCACAGCUCCGUUCGCUGACGCAGCUCAUCCUGGACAGCAACCGGUUUGCCAAGCUGCCGGGCUUCAUUGUGUCGCUUUCGCAGCUCCGGACUCUGUUUCUCUCCCGUAACAAGCUGACCUGCCUGCCUCCUGAUCUACACAAGCUAACGCAUCUCGAGCGACUGUAUGUUACUGGCAACCACCUGCUGCACCUCCCGGAUUCGAUCGGCGGUUUGGCGUCGCUCGAAAAGCUGUAUCUCGACCACAACCAACUGACGGCGAUCCCCGAGUCGUUCGCCGGACUGCAGUCCCUGACGGCCCUCCACCUCCAGAGCAACCGCCUGAGCCACUUUCCCACAGUGAUCCUGGCCCUAGCCAACCUUCAGGAGCUCCGAAUGGAUGACAAUCACAUAGAUCAGCUGCCCGAGGGCCUCGAAAAUCUUCAGCAUCUAUCGACCCUGUCCCUCAGUGACAACCGACUCGAUAGCAUCCCUGUGGGGCUCUGUGCGCUCGAGUCUCUGUCGUUCCUCAAUCUCGGCCGAAACCGAAUCCGGCAUGUCCCUGCGGAGAUUGGCCGCCUGCAGAGCCUGACGAUGCUGAAUCUCUAUGGAAACCAAUUCGAGGAGCUUCCGGAAUCGAUCGGCUGCCUGAGCUCGCUGAUGUGGCUGUUUGUCGACGGCAACCGCAUCACGCAUCUGCCGUCCUCGAUUUCCGAGCUCAAGCUCCAUCGUCCAUGCAAAGUGGGCAGCGACACUUGAUCGAGGGCAUAGCUGCCUCUGCUUGGCCCGUUGAAUACAGCGCCUCCCCAUGCCAUGCCAUUGGGGGGGUCGUGCGAGCCGACGGCCAAAUCCGUGGCGGUCAUGGCGAUUCAUGAAUCGGAGUGUUGUGUUCCUCGGACGGGAAGGACCCAUCUCCGCCCGCUGUCCCUCCGUCGUCGCCGGACCAACGUAUUCCCCUCGAUUCAUCGCCGUCGCUGUCGCUGUCGCAGACAGGCACAGUCCCGGAUGCACGGACUCAAGCUCCAUGGGCGGUGGUUGACUGCAGCAUACUCUGCACAUGAGGAAACAGGACGCUAUUCCAUCUCGAACAUUCAGCACGGUAUGGCUCGAGUCCAAGAAAGCCGUAUGCAAUAAAGCUGAUCCCUUCGGCAGUAUCCGAGUGAAGGCCGUAGCCAGCGUGCAAUAUUUCGAGGCAGCCAAAUAUCCCCUCGUUCGUGAAACCGCCCGUUUCGCUUCGUUUCGGGUUCACUGUUAUCAC
Molecule: messenger RNA, 2074 nt
Organism: Polychytrium aggregatum
Lineage: Eukaryota; Fungi; Chytridiomycota; Chytridiomycetes; Polychytriales
Exons: 1
Coding region: 157-1575 (472 amino acids)
Molecular function (GO): protein binding
Source: RefSeq, a predicted model, not a curated record